AUGGGAAGGCCUAAGCGUCAAGAUUUGGACAAUGCUGCUGAUAGUAAACGGUCGUUAGUUCGUGCUCGUGCAUCGCGGGAUGCAUCGUUGCGGUCAAUUAAAAAAAUAAAUACUAUAGCCGAAGAAGUUAAAUUAGAUGUUGAUCGUCGCGCAUUAUUUGAGGCUCACUAUUUGUCAUUGAAACGGUUCGUUGAUCAAUUUGAGUUAGAACAGCAAGCAGUAUUAAAUGCCCUUGUUGAUUUAGAUAAUGUAGUCGAGUUUGAAAAUGUUGAUGCUGUUGUCACUGAUACUAUGGAAGAGGUAUGUGCAAACAUUCAACUUAUUGCUACUGGCUUCCAUAGCACUUCUGUUAAUGUGACUGCAGAUAAUAAUGUUUCUACUGGUGCACGACAAACAGCACAGGCAAUUGUGUUACCAAAAAUUGAAUUGCCAAAAUUUGAUGGUAAUGUCCUGGGUUGGGUAUCGUUUCGUGACAUGUUUCAAUCACUAGUUCAUGACAACCCUGAUAUUUCUAAUAUUCAACGUUACCAUUUUUUAAUUUUAAGUCUGUCCGGUCCAGCACUUACAGUAGUGAAAGCGAUCCCUUUGACGGCUGAUAAUUAUAUCAUAGCUUGGAACGCAUUGAAACAGUCGUUUGAAAAUCAAAGACUAUUAGCUUCGGCACACAUUGACAAAUUGUUUUCAUUUGUGCCAUUGAAAAAAGAAUCAUUGUCGUCACUGUCGUCAUUUGUUCAUGUAUUCACUGAAAAUGUCUCUGCUAUUAAAGCACUUGGUGUCAAGGACCUAGCUGGUUUUAUUUUGUUUCAUAUUGGUGCUCGUGUAAUUGAUACAGAGACAAGGCGACUGUUCGAAGCAAGUAUUGAACAAAAUGCAGUCCCUAAUUUAGAUAUUUUAUUACAAUUUGUCGCACACAGAUGCAAAAUUUUAGAAAAUGUGGGAACGUCGGUUGGAACUAAUGACAAACCUGACAGCACUCUUAAAGGUAGUAGUAAGAAAAACAAAAGUGGCUCCCUUGGCAAAACUUCACUGUCAGUGUCUUCUACAUCCACAACAUCAAAAUGUUUAUUUUGUCAACACGAACAUCAGAUUUAUCGUUGCUUUGUAUUUAAACGCAAACCAGUUACAGUACGGCGCAAGUUUGUGAGCGAUCAUAAUUUGUGUUUUAUAUGCUUAAAAACGGGACAUAGUGUUGGUUCUUGUACUGCUUCUUUUACAUGUAAAAAAUGUGAAGGUCGUCAUAAUACACUGUUACAUAUAGAAAAUGUCGGUACAAAAAAUAACAGUGAGACGACACAGAAAGAGAAGUCAGAUGUUCAGUCCUCUACGUCCAAACCUGUUGAAAAUAACACUGUGUUCGCAGGUACGAUAGCGACACAAGCAACUGUAGUGUUAGGUACUGCGGUUGUUCGUAUACAAGAUGACACAGGUGUUACUCAUCAGGUUCGAAUUUUAUUAGAUAGUGGGUCACAGGUUUCGGCCAUUACUGCAGGUUGUGCCACCAGACUUGGUCUUAAACGCACCAGGAGUCAUGUAGAGGUAGUUGGCCUCUCUCAACAACCGGUGUCCAAGGUAAAAGGUGUUACUCAGUGCGCGUUUUUUCCGCUUCAGUCAGAUCAACCACUGUUUAAAGCAAAUAAUGUUAUAAUAUUGUCCCAAAUUACUGGAUUAAUGCCAAUGUGUUCACUCCCUGCUACGGUGCGCACGCGAUAUCAACACCUAGUACUAGCUGAUCCGGAAUUUGAUCAUCCUGGCACCGUGGACAUGUUAAUAGGAGGUGAUUUAUACCCGAUGAUUUUGCAGCCCAAAGCGGACAUCAUCCAUACGCCUGGAUUGCCGUCAGCAAUGCACACAAAUCUCGGUUGGAUAAUUGUUGGUUCACUCAGGGAUCCUACUUCAUUACCUCUGAUGUCGUUGACUAUUAGUGCAGUACCAGUCCUGAAUGAAACGUUGCAACGAUUUUGGACGGUUGAAGAGCCGACUGCCCCAGUACACUCGACCACCGAAGACGAACGAUGCGAGGAGUGGUUCUGUAAAACAGUGUCACGGGACACAUCAGGCAGAUUUUGCGUUGCUCUCCCUUUUCGGUCUACAAUAGAAGUUCAAGGUAAUCAAAAUCAGGACUUGAGUACGGCUAGUGGUCUUGGUUCUUCGCGUGCGAUGGCUCAAAACCGGUUGUUUAAUAUUGAACGUCGCCUAGCAAAGGAUCCUGAACUAUAUUCCGCGUAUCGUGACUUCAUGGAUGAAUAUCUGUCGCUCGGUCACAUGCGCCUAGCUGAGAAACCAGGGAAGUAUUUUAUCCCACAUCAUGCGGUUGUUAAACGGCAAAACGAAAAAUUAAAAAUUCGGGUAGUCUUUGAUGCGUCGGCCAAGUCAUCUUCUGGUUUAUCACUUAACGACUGCUUGGCAACUGGACCAAAAUUGCAGAGUGAUAUCACCGACAUAUUACUUCGUAGCCGUUUCCACAAGUUCUUGUUCAUCGCAGAUAUUGAGAAAAUGUACAGGCAGAUCCGAGUCAAUGAUGCAGAUUCUCCGUUUUUGGCAAUCAGAUGUUUACACCAACUGGACUCGGAAAAUGGAUCUGAAUUUCCUUUGGCAGAAAAUUUGUUGGUUACAUCAACGUAUGUUGACGACAUUGUGGCAGGUGCUGAUACCGAAAAGGAAGCUCUGGAGCUUCAGGAUCAAGUCAUAUCCCUAUUACGCAAAGGUGGGUUCCAUUUACGAAAAUGGGCCAGUAAUUGUGAGGCAGUAUUAAAAGGUAUAGCUGCUGAAGACCGCGCAAUGGACCCAUCCUUUGAACUUAAAGAUGACCAAUCAGUAAAGGUAUUAGGUUUACAUUGGAUUACUACGUCGGAUGCCUUAGGCUACCACAUUAACAUCAACAAAGUCGAACCAACCAAGCGCACCAUACUUUCAACCAUCGCUCGUCUAUACGAUCCUGUUGGAGCGUUGGGCCCUGUGGUAUUCUGGGCCAAGUGCAUUAUGCAAGAAUUGUGGAUAGAGAAAUUAGAUUGGGAUGCUUCGCCUUCGUCCGACAUAAUCGAUAAAUGGCAUAAGUUCACAACUGAACUACCUGCGUUAUCUUCCUUCUCACUCUCUCGUUAUAUCAACGCAUGCUCAUCAAAGACCAUACAGUUAUUGGGUUUCGCGGAUGCUUCUCAAAAGGGAUACGCGGCGGUGGUCUAUAUGAGAGUCAUUGAUAUGCAGGAUGAGGUAACGGUGCAUUUUCUUACGGGUAAAACAAAAGUCGCCCCUCUUAAGGCAUCACAGACGGAUGAGUCACUGACAAUACCACGGCUAGAGUUGUGUGCCGCCUUGUUACUUGCGCGACUGCUGUCUCAUCAACUCUUCGUGCUUCGUGAUAUCGUAACGAUAGAUUGUGUUCGAGCAUGGAGUGAUUCUACCAUUGUCUUGGCUUGGCUUAAUGGGGACCAAAAGCAGUUUAAGAUAUUUGUUACUAAUCGAGUGGCGAAAAUUCGCUCUCUGCUGCCACACUGUGAAUGGUCUCAUGUACGAUCAUCGGAUAACCCUGCAGAUCCUGCAUCUCGAGGCAUGCUGCCAGAAGAACUUCUUACCAAUCGAUUACAUUUAAAUGGUCCAGAGUUUCUGCAAGAUCCCAAUUGUCAGUUUUCAAGUUUGAUGCCGAAUGAGUUUUCACCUGAGCAACUUCCAGAGAUAAAAACCUCAGUUAAAAAUGUUUUAUUUGUUCAGGACAGUAUCCAGCCUUCAGACAUGAUCAGUCAAUUUUCAACAUUAACAAAAAUGCAACGUGUGUUAGCGUACUGUUUUCGUUUCGCCCGUCGUCGAAAUAUUCCGAAGAGCAGUGGACCAAUCACUCGGAUGGAAUACGAACGUGCCAUGAACGCAGCUAUUUUAUGUACGCAAAUGACAUACUUGUCGGAUCUACAAAAACAGAUACAAAAUCAAGGUUCCAUAACUCCGACAACGAUAGCCCAGCUAGCUCCCUUCAUCGAUUCGAAUGGAAUCAUUCGAGUUGGCGGAAGAUUAAAACGGGCGCUAUUAGACGAAAAUGCAAAAUAUCCAAUUCUUUUGCCUCAAAAAACACAUCUAACAGAAUUAAUCAUUCGACAUUUUCAUCAUAUCUCGUUACAUGGAGGAUCAAGAUUGGUACUUUCGAUGAUCCAUCAAAAAUUUUGGAUUAUUUCUGGUCGAGCAGCUGUCCGUAAUAUUACAUAUUCUUGUAUUCCUUGCACAAAGUUUAGAAGUAUAAACCCGCGACCUUUCAUGGGGGAUCUGCCAGCUGCUAGAGUUGUAGCGAAUCGACCAUUCUUUAACGUUGGAAUGGAUUAUGGCGGACCUUUCAUGGUUCGUGAAAGUCGACGUCGCGGUGCACGUACGAAUAAAAUAUAUUUAGCUGUAUUUGUGUGCAUGUCAGUGAAGGCUGUGCAUUUGGAAGCCGUGUCAGAUAUAUCCACAGACGCGUUCCUCGCCGCAUUGGACAGAUUCGUUGCUCGACGUGGAAUUCCCGACAGCAUGUACACCGAUUGCGGGACAAAUUAUGUAGGUGCUGCAAAACAACUGAAGAAACUGUUUGAUGAAGCUUCCAAUCAGCAUAGCUUAUAUGGUCGUAUACCGUGCAAGUGGCACUUUAACCCACCGGGAGCCCCUCAUUUUGGUGGGAUAUGGGAGGCUGCCGUCAAAAGUGCAAAAACCCAUUUAAAAAAAGUGAUUGGUGCCCAAGUAUAUACUACCGAGGAAUUCACAACACUCAUCACGCGAAUCGAAGGCGUGUUAAACUCUCGGCCGAUUGUACCGCUGUCCAGUGAUCCAAAUGAUCUAAACGUGUUAACCCCAGGUCACUUUCUAAUUGGACAACCAUUGCUAGCACUUCCAGAAGAGGAUGUAGUGAACACUCCAACCAACCGUUUAGGUCGUUGGCAAUUACUCCGUCAAGCUCAACAAUCAUUUUGGCGUCGAUGGAGCCACGAAUAUCUGCAUACACUACAGGGGAGGCAAAAGUGGUUUAGGCAGACACCAAAUCUAAUGGUUGGCGAUCUUGUAGUUAUCAACACACCAUCACGACCACCCAUGUCCUGGCAGAUAGGUCGAAUCAUUGAGGUUCAUCCAGGGGAGGACAACAUUGUGCGUGUAGCGACCGUUAAAACCCAAGAAGGCACCCUCAAACGUCCUGUCAUCAAGUUGGUAAAACUUCCAGUUGAUCCAAGACCUUAA
This is a messenger RNA of Metopolophium dirhodum (rose-grain aphid), 5190 nucleotides long. RefSeq lists its product as uncharacterized. Gene Ontology annotation, biological process: DNA integration. Bases 1 to 5190 code for a protein of 1729 amino acids. The transcript is spliced from 2 exons. Gene Ontology annotation, molecular function: nucleic acid binding. The record is from RefSeq and is a predicted model, not a curated record. Lineage: Eukaryota; Metazoa; Arthropoda; Insecta; Hemiptera; Aphididae.